Molecule: messenger RNA, 2667 nt
Organism: Cuscuta campestris
Lineage: Eukaryota; Viridiplantae; Streptophyta; Magnoliopsida; Solanales; Convolvulaceae
Source: the annotation of a GenBank genome assembly
GCGUGGAUCCAAGUUCCAACCCAUACGGCGGUCCGGCGAGGCGGCGCCAUCUAGGACACGGCUGAGGAUCAGCAGCGAUGAGGAGCGACGCGGCGGCGGUGCCUCAUGUCCCCGCCCAAUGCAACGCCCUGGAUGAUAUCAGCUCCAGGGAUCCUCCUCAAGCCCUUCGGCCAACCCCUCAUCGUUUCCCAGAUUCUCGUCCAUCAAUCCUUGGGAGGAAUGGGGCUUUCUUGACAGAAGUGUUCCCCAUCAAAGGCGGAGGGGUACUUGACACACUAUCAGUCUUCGGUUUCAUGCUCUUCAUUUUUCUAAUUGGGGUGAAAAUGAAUCCGGUGAUGGUUCUCAAGUCAAGUAGAAAAGCCCUCGCCGUGGGCAUUCUGGGAUACUUUGUCCCGUUUGGACUAUCCAGCUUCACGGUCUUUCUUCUCGAGAGGUUCUUAUCCUUGGACAAGGAGAUCUCUAGGGUGCUCCCCCAAGUUGUUAUAAUGCAAUCCAUGACAGCUUUUCCUGUUAUUGCUUGUUUCCUAGAUGAGCUCAAGAUUCUCAAUUCUGAGAUUGGCCGGUUAGUCUCUUCUUCAUCUUUUAUCUGUGACAUCUGCCAUUGGUCGGUAAUGGGUUUGAAGUAUGCUGCUAAAUUCGCCGAGGACGAAUCCUUGUUAGUAACCCUUAGUUCUCUUUUCUCUGCUGCCCUAUUUGUCCUGUUUUUGGUAUUUGUGGUCCGUCCGGCUGCCCUGUGGGCAGCUAGACAUACCCCAGAUGAGAACCCCGUAAAGGAGAACUACAUUUUUGUUCUUCUUGUUGCCAUAAUGACUUGUGGGUUCACUGGUGAGGCUAUUGGCUUGAGUGGGAUUCUUGCUUGCUUUCUUCUUGGUUUGGUGAUACCCAAUGGACCGCCAUUGGGAGCUGCAAUUGUUGAGAGACUCGAUUGCUUUGUCUCCGUGAUGCUAAUGCCUCUCUUCUUCACCAUCUGUGGGGUGGAAAUGGAUGUUUUCUCCAUAAACAAGUUCAAACAUGUGGGCGUGCUUCAGUCGGUUGUUUUAGUCGCUUUUGUUGGGAAGGUUGUGGGAGCGAUGCUUCCCCUUCUCUUUUACAGGAUGCCAUUCCGAGAUGCCAUUUCUCUGGCACUCAUCAUGAACUCCAAAGGCAUUGUUGAGCUUGCAUUCUUGAGUGAGUACAAGCAAGCCCAAGUAAUAACAGAAGAAUGCUAUGCAAUUCUCAUUAUCUCAGUGGUUGUUAUAACAGGAGUGAUCUCCCCACUUGUGAGGCGACUAUAUGACCCUUCAAAAAGGUGCAUCGCCUACAAGCGAAGGACUAUCCUUCACAGCAGCCACAACGAGGAACUCCGCAUCCUGGCUUGCAUACACAACCAGGAAAACGUCAGAGGGAUCUUUACCCUCCUUCAAGUCUCCAACCCGACAAAGGAAAGCCGCAUAAACUUGGUAAUCCUUCACCUAGUGAAACUCAUUGGCCAAUCUUCCUCCUUCAUUGCUCACACGCACCAAGACGAAGAAGAUGAUAAUCCCUCCCUUAAUAGUAAGCCACCCACCCAAUCCGAACACAUCUUCAAUGCGUUCAGAUGGUUUGAGCAACGUAACCAAGAUGUCAUGUCUGUGCAUUGCUACAAAGGGGUCUCGCCCUUUGCAACGAUGCACAAUGACGUGUGCACCCUAGCCUUAGAGAAGAGAACCACUCUCAUCAUCGUCCCAUUCCACAAACAGUGGACUUUCAGGGGGAGGGUAGAAUCGUGCUACGCUCACAGGGUCCUGAACAGUCACGUCCUUGAAAGCGCCCCGUGUUCAGUUGGGAUUCUCGCCGAUCGCGGAAACACGAAGAACAACAAGAGGUUGGGGUUUCCUGUAGAGGGGACGCCAACGCCAUCGCUGUACCGAGUCUCAAUGCUCUUCUUCGGUGGGGCCGAUGAUCGGGAAGCCCUGGCCUACGCGCGCCGCAUCUCGGGGGAUCCCAAUGUAAUGCUGACUCUCAUCAGAUUCAUUACCACAGGCAGCUCCGCGUCGUGCGAGAUCGUGGGUGGGACAGAGAGGAGCCAAAUGUUGGACACCGAGAUAUUGAACGACGUGAGAUUCAAGAGCCACUCCCACGGCGGCGGUGUCAGCCGGGUUUCCUACAGAGAAGUGGGGGUGAACGACGCUAGAGACGUGGUGGGGGUUAUGGGCACGAUGGGGGCAUCAUGUGACCUCAUCAUGGUCGGGAGACGCCACGGCGACUCAUGGAUCAUGUGUCAGCUCAAGAAGUGGAUGGCGACGAACGAGCGCGGCGGCGGCCUCGAGCUUGGGGUGGUGGGAGAAGUUGUGAUUGCCUCGUCGGAGUUCAACGGGGAGGCUUCGGUUUUAGUGGUGCAACAGCAGAAGAGGCUAUGGGGGCUUCAUGAUCCUGAAGAGUCCACUCAUUUGAGGAGAAUCGGCUCUUAGGCUUCGUUUGUCAGCCGCGCACGACCUCCUCUCCCUUCAUACAAGGAAGAUCAGAUCGAUUCUUCAUCGAUCGGACACACAAAUUGCAAAUUGGAGUGGCGACCCAGCCUCUUCCUUCGCGGCCGACCAGCCACCACCACCGCCGCACCCACCCUCAGGGUAUUUGGUGAUUAUGGAUUUACAAACAUGUAUUGUUACACAUGUUGAGAAUGAUCAACCACAUGAUUUUGGUGGUGAA